CCCUGCAGCCCCCUCAGCCCGUGACGCCCGCGCGCCGCGAGCCAGGCCCCCCCCGGAGCGGGGCCACAGGCGGGAGAGCCCGGGCGCCCCCGAGCGCCCCUGGAGCCCCGCACGCCCCGACGACCCCGCGGUCGGAACCCGGACCCGAGCCCAGGAGCGCCCGGGCAGGCGUAGCUGACCGGACCCGACCCCCGGCCCCCGAGUGCCGGAGCCGCCCGGCGGGCUGCAGCGGAGGGAACUGGAGCCGCCGGGCGGCGGGGGCCGGGCCGAGAACGACGCGGAGGCGGCGUAGGAAGAGCCGAGCGCCCGGCACCCCCGAGCCCCAGGACCGCGCCUCCUGCGGAAUCCCUGUGAGGAGCCCUUGCUGGUCCACUGGAACCACUGGGGGCCAUUCGCCCACUGCCCCAGACUCCGGCAGUGGGGCCGCCAAUGGCAGUGGGCACCUCGCUGUGAAACCUGCCAAGCUGGACGCCACAGCUCUGCACGACGACACUUCGGCCAGCUCCGUGCCCCCCUCGGAGGCAAGCAACCAUGCAGUCCUAGCCUGCAUCCCCGGCAUCCCUGAGGAGCACUACGUAAGCGAGGCUGUGGAAGAUGCUCCCAGCUACAGAGGGUACCGGGAUGCCUACACCAUUACCGAUGUGUGCAACAGCACCGACCUUCCGGAAGUCGAGAUCAUCAGCCUCCUGGAGGAGCAGCUGCCCCAUUACAAGUUAAGAGCCGACACCAUCUACGGGUAUGACCACGGCGACUGGCUCCACACACCUCUCAUCUCUCCUGACGCCAGCGUCGACCUCACCACCGAGCAAAUUGAAGAGACGCUAAAAUACUUCCUUUUGUGUGCUGAAAGAGUUGGACAGAUGACUAGGACAUAUAAUGACAUAGACGCUGUCACUCGGCUUCUCGAGGAGAAAGAGCGGGAUUUAGAAUUGGCCGCCCGCAUUGGCCAGUCGUUGUUGAAGAAGAACAAGACCCUCACGGAGAGGAACGAGCUGCUGGAGGAGCAGGUGGAGCACGUCAGAGAGGAGGUGUCUCAGCUCCGGCAUGAGCUGUCCAUGAAGGACGAGUUGCUUCAGUUCUACACCAGCGCGGCAGAGGAGAGUGAGCCCGAGUCUGUAUGCUCAACCCCGUUGAAGAGGAAUGAGUCGUCGUCCUCAGUCCAGAAUUACUUUCAUUUGGAUUCUCUUCAAAAGAAGCUGAAAGACCUUGAAGAGGAGAACGUUGUACUUCGAUCUGAGGCCUGCCAGCUGAAGACGGAGACCAUCACCUACGAGGAGAAGGAGCAGCAGCUGGUCAACGACUGCGUGAAGGAGCUGAGGGAUGCCAAUGUCCAGAUUGCUAGUAUCUCAGAGGAAUUGGCCAAGAAGACAGAAGAUGCUGCCCGCCAGCAAGAGGAGAUCACACACUUAUUGUCACAAAUAGUGGAUCUGCAGAAAAAGGCCAAAGCUUGCGCGGUGGAAAAUGAAGAGCUCGUGCAGCAUCUGGGGGCCGCGAAGGACGCCCAGCGGCAGCUCACGGCUGAGCUGCGUGAGCUGGAGGACAAGUACGCCGAGUGCAUGGAGAUGCUGCACGAGGCGCAGGAGGAGCUGAAGAACCUCCGGAACAAGACUGUGCCCAGCACCACGUCCCGGCGUUACCACUCGCUGGGUCUGUUUCCCAUGGACUCCUUGGCAGCGGAGAUUGAGGGGACGAUGCGCAAGGAGCUGCAGCUGGAAGAGGCCGAGUCUCCGGACAUCACUCACCAGAAGCGCGUCUUUGAGACCGUGAGGAGCAUCAACCAGGUCGUCAGGCAGAGAUCUCUGACUCCUUCCCCCAUGAACAUCCCCGGCUCCAACCAGUCCUCGGGCACACACUCCCUCCUGUCCAGCUGCGUCAGCACCCCCCGGUCCAGCUUCUAUGGCAGUGACAUCAGCAACGUGGUCCUCGACAACAAGACCAACAGCAUCAUUCUGGAAACAGAGGCUGCCGACCUGGGAAACGAGGAGCGAAGUAAGAAGCCAGGGACGCCGGGCACCCCCGGCUCCCACGACCUGGAGACGGCGCUGAGACGGCUGUCCCUGCGCCGAGAGAACUACCUCUCGGAGAGGAGGUUCUUCGAGGAGGAGCAAGAGAGGAAGCUCCAGGAGCUGGCGGAGAAGGGCGAGCCCCGCAGCGGCUCCCUGACGCCCACCGAGAGCAUCAUGUCCCUGGGCACCCACUCCCGCUUCUCCGAGUUCACCGGCUUCUCCGGCAUGUCCUUCAGCAGCCGCUCCUACCUGCCCGAGAAGCUGCAGAUCGUGAAGCCGCUGGAAGGUUCUGCCACCCUGCACCACUGGCAGCAGUUGGCCCAACCUCACCUUGGGGGCAUCCUGGACCCCCGGCCCGGUGUGGUCACCAAGGGCUUCCGGACGCUGGAUGUCGACCUGGACGAAGUGUACUGCCUUAACGACUUUGAAGAAGAUGACACAGGUGACCACAUUUCUCUCCCGCGCCUAGCUACCUCCACGCCAGUUCAGAACCCAGAGACCUCAGCGCACCAUCCUGGGAAGUGCAUGUCUCAGACCAACUCCACCUUCACCUUCACCACCUGCCGCAUCCUGCACCCUUCGGAUGAGCUCACUCGGGUCACACCAAGCCUUAACUCAGCCCCAACUCCAGCUUGUGGCAGCGCCAGCCACUUGAAGUCCACGCCAGUGGCCACACCAUGCACUCCACGGAGACUGAGCCUGGCUGAGUCCUUCACUAACACCCGUGAGUCCACGACCACCAUGAGCACAUCCCUGGGGCUCGUGUGGCUGCUGAAGGAGCGGGGCAUCUCUGCUGCCGUGUACGACCCCCAGAGCUGGGACAGGGCCGGCCGGGGCUCGCUCCUGCACUCCUACGUGCCCAAGAUGGCCGUGAUCCCCUCCACCCCGCCGAACUCGCCCAUGCAAACGCCCACGUCCUCCCCGCCCUCCUUUGAGUUCAAGUGCACGAGCCCCCCCUACGACAACUUCCUGGCUUCCAAGCCGGCCAGCUCCAUCCUGAGGGAGGUGAGAGAAAAGAGUGUCCGCAGCAGCGAGAGCCAGACGGACGUGUCCGUCUCCAACCUCAACCUCGUGGACAAAGUCAGAAGGCUCGGGGUGGCCAGAGUGGUGAACUCAGGGCGACCCCACAUCCCCACCUUGACUGAGGAGCAGGGACCCAUCCUGUGUGGGCCCCCGGGGCCAGCGCCAGCCCUUGUCCCCAGAGGCCUGGUACCCGAGGGCCUGCCCCUGGGAUGCCCCACUGUCACCAGUGCCAUCGGCGGGCUGCAGCUCAACAGUGGCAUCCGGCGGAACCGCAGCUUCCCCACCAUGGUGGGGUCCAGCAUGCAGAUGAAAGCCCCCGUGACUCUCACCUCAGGCAUCUUGAUGGGUGCUAAGCUCUCCAAACAAACUAGCUUACGGUGAGGACCGGGGGGGCCGGUGGCCCUGGAGGAGGCCACGCUCUCCUGCCUUGCGCCCUCCUCCCGCUCCUCCCUCCCGCCGCCCUUCUGUGUCCACCCCCUCCUGAGCUAGACAAAUCAACCUCGUGCCUAAGGGAGGAAGAGUGGAAACUCUGUAAAAUGUGUACAUAGGACUUGGAGACCCCGUGUCCGCCCUGCUCCUUCUUCAGAUCCCGCGGGAAGCGCCUCUGCACUGUCGUCACGCUCACAAAGACUUCACCUGUGCUAACGGGGGAAGGCGGGGUCCUUUCUCCUUUCCUUUUAGAAGCACUGAAACUCCCAAGUGUGUUCUUAUCCUAUGGAUAGGAAACCAGUGAAUUCUGUGGCUGGCACACCACGAGCUGUCACGCGGCACGGGUCGUAACACCUCGCCUCGCCCACCCUGUAAAGGAGCCUAAGGAGCCUCCGUCCUCAGCCACGUGUGGCCGACGUGGCUUUCCUGAUUGGAGGGCUUUUCCUUUUAGGGGUGGCCCAGCUUCUUCAAGACCUUCGCUACUCUGCCUCAGUGGACAGUCGUUUCUUUUCUGAGGUGUGACCUUUUGUUUUCAUGCCUUUCCCUUGAGGUCAUCCUGUGUUUUGUGAGCAGCUGUCAGGCCCGAUGUCCGACCUGAGAGAAUGUAUUUAUGGUCCUGCUGCGUCGUUCAGCAGCCCGUCCGUGUUGUGUGUGAUCUGUUUUAUUUUUCCUUUUUUUUUUUUUUUUGAAAUAUGCAGGGAAGUCAUGGUACUGAUAGUGUAUGUUCUCUAUGUGGUUCAAAUAUGCAUUUCAAACACACCAAGCCACUAAGGAGACAGCAGCUUUUUCUGGGACCCGGUGUCACAACCAAAUCGAUUUAAGACCAGACCCAAGACACCUUUAACAAUAGGAUUAAAAGGAAAAAGGAUAGGGGAAAAGCUUAUUAAAGAAAUUUGUCGACACCAAAAGCAGAGGGGAAGAGCCACAAGCAGGCACAAUACCAAACUGGCUCCAGGGAGAACAAGGCUUGGGCAUUCCGCUGGCUCCAGCGCCUCCUCUGGACCCCGAGGCCGGCCGGGGUGCGGUCGCGUGCGGUCUCUGAUCGUGCCAUUCGGUGCCCACAUGUUCUGCCUUCUUGUAUGACAGCAGCACACGGUCACCACAGGUGUUUUCUUUCCCUGCAAAGCCUUUUGUCUCCUUGUUCCACUUUCGACCCUGAGGAAAAGACACAGGUGCUUGUGAAGAGAACCAGGAGGCUGGUCCUGUUGCUGUCACUGAUUUGGUUUUAAACUUUCAUUUAUUAUUUGUCUGCCGUGUUUUAAAUAAACAUUUUCUGUCCUUCCAGUUCCAGUCAUAGUGUGUCCAUGGCAUCCCAGUCCAACCACAUAACUUAGUGAUUCUAAUGUCAGGGCUGCACUGUACAUCAUGGGGUCCCGUGACACCGUGUUCCAGACAUUUAUGGAAGGAAAACAUCCCACAUAAAUGAAACUGUCGUUCUGUGUCCGCCCCACCAGCAGAAGAUGCAUCCUUCCACUGAGUGAGGGUAACCUCAUGCCCACCAAGGAUAAAGCCCCUAAGGAGCAAGCUUCAGUCCCACGGUUUCAGACUAUUUAUUCUCUGAACACAAGAGUAUUGGUUCAUUAUGUUCUCAGCUGUCCUGACUGUUGUAUGUGUGCACUCACGGCAAGUAACUUAUAUCUUUUUAUCUGAAUGUAUUUUAAAGCAGUAGGUAGAGUAACAAAGGAAUAUAAAAAUCACAGACUGAAUGGACCAGUCCACGUAUUGAGAUAGAGGAGCCGCUCAUCAUUGCCGGAAAUACCGUGCGGAAAUGGGCAGUUCAGAGGGUGCAACAUUUACUAUAGUAAAUAGUCACCGUUGUGCAACCACUACCAAAAAGUGUGUUGUAAUGCAUCAGAAAUCAACACAAUUUCAUUUGCUGACGAGUAUCAAUAAAAUAAGUUCAAAUGAUGGAAACCA
Saimiri boliviensis boliviensis (Bolivian squirrel monkey) is the source of this 5375-nucleotide messenger RNA. It is a transcript of the gene TRAK1, whose product is annotated as trafficking kinesin protein 1. The record is from RefSeq and is a predicted model, not a curated record. NCBI's taxonomy places the organism in Eukaryota, Metazoa, Chordata, Mammalia, Primates, Cebidae. Gene Ontology annotation, molecular function: GABA receptor binding; myosin binding. Gene Ontology annotation, biological process: endosome to lysosome transport; anterograde axonal transport of mitochondrion; vesicle transport along microtubule. Gene Ontology annotation, cellular component: cytoplasmic vesicle; dendrite; mitochondrion.